GGCAUUAAUGUUCUACACUUAGUAGGAUGUCUCUUUAUUCCGUCCGUCCAGUGACUUGCUUUAGUUUCGGGGACAGAUGCGCCCCAUCCAAUAUGGCAUACGUGCUGAAACGAUGGGCAGCUUCCGGCAAUUUAAAUUGAGCAACAGUGACACCUAUCGUUAAGAAAGGGAACAUGCUUCUGAAGUCAAACGUGUAAUCACGUGACAUCGAAACCCCGCCCUUCAUACGUCAUCGUGCUAAAAAAAAACAACACGGAAGUUGCUCCGAACUUGGCAACGAGAAACUGAAAGACAAGGUGACGUCUUCCAGAACACAACCUCCAAAAAUGGCACUUUGCUGACUUUUAUUAUUAUUAUUUUUUUUUUAAAUAAAACGUUUGAGUGUCCACGAUGGUGCACAUCCGCAGCCUGAUGCUUUUUUGCUUCGCUGCUUGCAGCCGGUCACGUCUGGUGCUUUGUUUCGACCACUGUGGGCAUUCCUUUCAAGUGUUGGACAGUGACGUGGGAGAGAUCAGGAGUUCUGCUUACCACACUUACUCCUACCGUUUUGGUGCCACGAAUGAUUGCUGGACCAUUAAGGGUUCGGUGGGGGAACCGGUCGUCCUCAGCUUCUCCCAGUUUUCGGCUCGGUGCAGGAAGGAGUGGCUGUCGGUCAAAUCGUCCGCUGGGGGCGCGCCGCUCGUUCUGUGCGGCUCCAAAUUGCCGCCGCCAGUUGAAUUCCCGGGCGGGAACAUCACAGUGGUGCACCAUUUCCUGCCACACAUAUAUCCCGUGUCAUCAUUUCGCUUGAAUUACGCCAGAGUUUCAGACUCCGGCGAAUGCCCCGUGACGUCGUUCGAAUGCCUGGGAGGCCGUUGCCUGCCCCUCUCGUGGCGCUGCAACGGCCAGGUGGAGUGUCUCGGGGGAGGGGACGGCGCCGGCACGGACGAGGAGGGCUGCGGCGGCGAGGGGACGCCGCCGGGGACGCAGGAAUACGGCGAAACGGCCGAGAGGAACGGUGCCGGGGACUUUGGGAUUCAAAGUCCUGCUGUGAAAAGCCACAAGGACGACAGGACAGAUGAGCUGCUGGCCUUGUUGAAGGCGAGGGAGGACAAUGAGCUCCACAGGGAGCCCGUUGUGACGCCCGCUCCCGCCGAGUGGCCCUGUGGAGGACUUCUCCGGACCUUCUAUGGGACUUUUUCUCCUCCGGCUCUUCGGGGCCCCCCUUUACUAUGCGUUUGGACUCUGGACCCAGACGACUCCCGACCCUUGAGGCUGGACCUGCAGCAGCUGGUGCUGGGGCCCGGGGACACGCUCAAACUCCACAAUAGAGCGCAAGGCAAAGGAGACCUGAUUAAAAUUAUCACAAGCGCCUCCAAUUACAAAGGAGUCCAAGUGGAGUCCCUCACCGGCCUGCUGUCGCUGACGUACCAGACGCUUCCCGGCUCGGAGGGAAGCGGCUUCAACGCCACGUUCCACGUCGGGAGCUACUGCCCCCCCUGGGUGGGCCGCUGCGGCGGCGCCUCGGGGGGCUGCUUCACCCAGGAGCGACGCUGCGACGGCAAGUGGGAUUGCCCCGAGACCGGGAAGGACGAGGAGGGCUGCCGGGGCUGCGGACGCGACCAGUUCGCCUGCGGGGUCCCCGGCCAGAGGGCGGCGGCGUCCGGCCGCUUCGCCGGCCGCCCCGUGUGUUAUCCGGGGAGCGAGCGCUGCAACUACCAGCUGUACUGUGCGGACGGCAGCGACGAGAGGGACUGCGCCCUGUGUCAGCCCGGAACCUUCCACUGUGACAGUGACAGGUGCGUGUUCGAGAACUGGCGCUGCGACGGCCAGGUGGACUGCAAGGACGGCACGGACGAGCUCAACUGCACCGUCGUCCUGCCGCGCAAAGUCAUCACGGCGGCGACGGUGGGCAGCCUGGUCUGCGGGCUGCUGCUGGUCAUCGCCAUGGGCUGCACCUGCAAGCUGUACUCGCUCCGGACCAGGGAGUACAGCAUGUUUGCACCGGUUAACCGGCACGAGGCUCAGCUGAUUCAGCAGCAAGCACCCCCCUCUUACGGUCAGCUGAUCGCACAAGGCAUUAUCCCCCCAGUGGAGGACUUCCCCACAGAAAACCCCAAUGAGACUUCGUCCUUGUCUCUGAGGGGAAUACUGCAACUCCUUCGCCAGGACGCGGUCACCUCCCCGCACCGGAGACGCAGGCCCCGAUUCGUCCGCCGCGCCGUCCGCCGCAUGAGGAGGUGGGGCCUGAUCCCCAGGCCGCCCUCCAGACCCUCUCGGUCGGCCGGCGACGGCCAGCGGCCGCCCGACGCCGCUCCUCCGGAUCAGGAGCCGACGGGCACGGCCCCCGCCGGUUCCGCGUCUCCCGUGGAGGCCGUCGACCGGCCCGUGCCUCAGAAAGCGAUCCUGUCGUCUCGGGCUCCGUCGCCGCCCUCCGCUUCCCCGCCUCCGCCUCCGUACGCUCCCCCGGCUCCGCCCGCCGAGGCGCCCCAAACGCCCCCGGUGGCCAUCCCGCCCAGCAGCCCCUCUCUGGCCUCCAUCCUCCACACGCUGGGCCUAAGUCUGUCCUUGUUUAGAGCGUCACCGUCGUCCUCGUCCGGCAACUCCAUGCCCCUCUCGGCCUCCCCCUCCUUCUCCUUGUCGUCUUCCUCCGACGACGACGUGCUGCUCAUCCCGCUUUCCGAAGACGCCACCUCAGAGGACGACGUGCCCUUGCUCACUUGACUCACCUCCGUGACUAGUGCCUUUUUUCUGUUGUCGUUUAAUAGCUUUUAAAUUAUGAAAUCAAGUAUUUUACCAUUUAGACGAGCAACUUGAGUGUUUUAGAGCAGCGUUUCCCAACCUUUAUCAAGCUAACAAAACAUUUGAAUAUCAUUUCAGAACCCUUUUUAAAAAAAUACAUAUAUAAUAAUUCUCACGGCACACUACUAAACAAAAAUAUCACAAAAAGUAGCUACACAGGUAAUUAUGUCCAUCUUAAUUAUGUCUAGCAUUUAAUUGUUACUGCCUGUCAUUAUAAAUCACUGGCAUAGAUACAACAACAAAGAUACAUCAUUUGUAGUAAAUAAUGUACAUAAAGCUUUUCAGACCAGUGAUCUGAAAUUGGAUAAUUUCCCUGGUUGGGAACCACUGUUUUCGAGCACAAGCAUGGCUGACCUGUUCGUACGUGUUGCGCUUCACGCGAGAACGCGUCAGGUCAGCUUUUUGCACAGGAGAAUCGUCCCCAUCCACUUUUUGACUUCAUUUGACUGAGGAAUAACAUUUAAGCGUGAAUGCAUUCAUUUGUAGAUCGUCUUCGGGUGUUUUAGAGAGAGAAAAUGCAUCCCCCUUACCUAUUUAAGUGCCUUUUUGGAGGAAUUUCGCAUCGAUGGUUCCCUGAGUUACAGGCUGCACAGAACACGCACUGAUGGCUCGCUGGCAAUAACCUUUCGGAUGCGGGUUUUCGUGCCGUUUUCCUCAACCCUCCCCAGGCGAAUGUGUGGAAAUGUGUUUCUUUGAAGCUGUUUUUUAGGACGCGUGAGAGACACCCCCCCCCCCCCCCCAAUUAAUUUUGACACUUGUGCCAUUCAGAUUGUUAGCAUUAGUUUUGUUGCUUUUUGUUGAAUGUAUCGAAUAGCUCGGAGGUUUUUAACUUUGCAAUGUACUGAGAUGAGUCAGAGAAAGUUUAUUAGGGUCAAUUUCACUGUAUAUAAGUCAAAAAUGUGGCUGCGAUUAAAGGAUUUGCACUUUU
Messenger RNA from Phycodurus eques (leafy seadragon), 3709 nucleotides. RefSeq names its product low density lipoprotein receptor-related protein 10 (gene lrp10). Bases 391 to 2703 code for a protein of 770 amino acids. The transcript has 10 exons. Gene Ontology annotation, molecular function: protein binding. NCBI's taxonomy places the organism in Eukaryota, Metazoa, Chordata, Actinopteri, Syngnathiformes, Syngnathidae. The record is from RefSeq and is a predicted model, not a curated record. Gene Ontology annotation, cellular component: plasma membrane.